AUGCAGUGGCCGCUGCGGCUGUUCUGGACGUUGGAUAUCUUCUUCACGCUCUUUACUGGCUACCAACUGCCCAAUGGCACAGAAGAGUUUUUUUUGCGAAAGAUAUGGGUGCGGUACGCCUCUUCGUGGUUGGUUCCAGACGCCCUGAUCGUCAGCCUUGACUGGGCAGAGUGGAUCCUCGCUGGGCGAGCCGGUCUGCUUUCGGGAUGGCGCCUGCUUCGCAUGAUACGGUUUCUGAGGCUUUUGCGGCUCAGGAAGUUCCUUUCUCUGGUCGUUCAGCGGGCCAAGUCGCAGAAGGCGGCGCUGCUGUUCGGCAUCGCGCAGUCCCUCGCUGCCAUUCUGUGCCUCGCGCACGGCAUGGCCUGUAUCUGGGUUGGGAUAGGGCGCAGAGAUGAUCAAGGAUGGGUGGCUCACGUCACCAGGGAGAGCGCCGGCGACGGGGUCGAGGCGACUCGGACGAACGGCCAGACCUACCUCCUGGCGCUGCACUGGGCCCUCACCAACUUCGCGGGCACCAUGGAGGUGCAGCCUCAGACAUUCUGGGAGCGGUUCUACGCCAUCUUCGCUCUCGCGUUUGGCUUCCUCGUGGCGUCCGCAUUCGUGUCCAGCAUCACGUCGAACCUGACGCGGCUGUCCAUGCUGUCGGGCAGGAGGGCAGGCGAGUUCAAGGACCUGAACACCUAUCUCAAAGGAGCGCCUCAUCUCGCGGAGCCUGAGGAACCGGGUCCUGGCGAACGCUCAGCACGUGAUCGCGGAGCAGGAGGCGCACUUGCCUGA
Messenger RNA from Prorocentrum cordatum, 777 nucleotides. Lineage: Eukaryota; Dinophyceae; Prorocentrales; Prorocentraceae. The record is from the annotation of a GenBank genome assembly.